UUUAAGCUUUAAAUGCAGCCCUGGGCAGCUGCGACAACACACUGUCACCCCCGCCCAAAAAAAAAAAAGUGUGCACACACUUUUAUCAUAAGCUGCAAGUUUUCGUUUGUUUUUAUUUUCAAAGCUAUGUCGACUAUAACAGCGGAUAUCUAUGCAGAGUUUCUGCAGCAGGAUGAGCACGUCAUGCGCGAUGAGGUGACCAUGCUGAGCUUCAAACAAGCCAUAGCAGCCAAUGCGCAGCUCUUUGCUGGCGCCACUGUGCUGGAGAUCAAUUGUGGCGGCAAUCCGCUGCUGGCGCUUUGGUCCGCUCAAGCAGGAGCAGCGCGUGUGCUGGCGGUGGAGUCACGUCCAGUUUGUCGCGUGGCGCGUCAGCUGGUGCAGCAGAAUAAACUGCAGCAUAUCAUCGAAGUUAUUGAAGGCGAACUGCAGCAGCUGACGCUGCCCGCUGUGGAUAUAAUUGUGUCCAAAUGGAUGGGUGCCUGUCUUAUGUUUAAUUCGACGCUUGAGGCGCUGCUCUAUGCGCGCGACAAAUGGCUCAAGACUGCUGGUCACAUUUUUCCACACAGUGCCAAUCUGUACAUGGCGCUGGCUGCUGAGCCACGUCAAGUGGCCACCAACUGGUCGUGCUAUGCUGCGUCGCUUAAUCUGUCGCAUGCUUUGUCCGUGAUGCGGCAAACUCCGCGGAUUUGCUGCGUCGAUGCCAGUCAGAUGCUCAGCAAGCGGCAGUUGCUGCGUCGCCUUGACUUGCAUAAGCUGCAGCGCCAGCAGCUAAGCUUCAAUGUGCCCUUUAAGCUGCGCACACUGCGCCAAGGUAUUGCCAAAUGGUUUGUGCUCUACUUUGACUUUAGUUUUCCGGGCGUGCAGCUUAAGCCGCUGAGCACCAGUCCCAGUGCAGCGCCCACGCAGUGGCAGCAAACGCUGCUGCAUAUCGAUGAGCAUUUGCCACUUUGCCAGGGCGACGCGCUCUGUGGUCAGUUCAAGCUGCAGCGCGGCCAACGUCAUCUGGACUUUGAUAUCGAUUGGCAGUUUGCCAAUCAGCUGCUGCGCAUUCAACGCCAUAAGCAAAUCUAUCGCAUGCAGCCUCAAGUUAAGCCUUAGACUCUGUUAUUUCGAUUGCUGAGUUAAAUAUAUCAAAAGUGUAUUUGAUAAAAAAAAAACUCAACUCUGUCUCUCUCUCUCUCUCUCUGUCUGCUGAUCCACUGCUGGGUUAUGCGUCAUCAAGCACAUCAGUGUCAGUCACUGUCAGCAGCACUUCUAACUGUAAAUGCGUAGCU
Messenger RNA from Drosophila busckii, 1274 nucleotides. Its product is annotated as protein arginine N-methyltransferase 1-B-like. Gene Ontology annotation, cellular component: nucleus. Gene Ontology annotation, molecular function: protein-arginine N-methyltransferase activity. Gene Ontology annotation, biological process: peptidyl-arginine methylation. The record is from RefSeq and is a predicted model, not a curated record. The transcript is spliced from 2 exons. The coding region runs from base 13 to 1098 and encodes 361 amino acids. Lineage: Eukaryota; Metazoa; Arthropoda; Insecta; Diptera; Drosophilidae.